CCCCCCGGCCGGGGGCGGAGCGGGUCUGCGGCGCGGCGGGCGAUGGGGGGCGGCGGGCCGGGCUGGCGGCUGGCGCUGGCGCUGCUGGUGCUGCCGGGCGCGCUGGGCAAACCCACGGCGCGGCAAGAGCGCGCGCGGCACGAGGACCGUGCCGGCUUCCAGUACGACCACGAGGCCUUCCUGGGCAAGGAGGAGGCGCGGAGCUUCGACCAGCUCAGCCCGGAGGAGAGCCGGGAGAGGCUCGGGAAAAUUGUGGAUAGAAUAGAUGACGACAAAGAUGGCUAUAUCACAACAGAGGAAUUAAAAAACUGGAUCAAACGGGUACAGAAACGCUAUAUCUAUGAAAACGUGGCUAAAGUUUGGAAAGACUAUGAUCUAAACAAGGACAAUAAAAUCGCCUGGGAAGAAUACAAACAAGCCACAUACGGUUAUUAUCUAGAAAAUCCAGAAGAAUUCCAAGAUGCAACUGACCAGCACAGUUUUAAAAAAAUGCUGCCUAGAGAUGAAAGACGAUUCAAAACUGCAGAUCUGGAUGGAGACCUGGCUGCCACUCGUGAAGAAUUUACUGCUUUCCUUCACCCAGAGGAGUUUGAGCAUAUGAAAAACAUCGUUGUCUUAGAAACCUUAGAAGACAUAGACAAAAACGAGGAUGGCUUUGUGGAUCAAGAUGAAUACAUUGCUGAUAUGUUUGCAAAUGAAGAGGGUGGACCAGAGCCUGACUGGGUGAUUACAGAGCGUGAACAGUUUGCAGAUUUUCGUGACCUCAACAAAGAUGGAAAAAUGGACAAAGAGGAGAUUCAGCACUGGAUUCUCCCACAAGACUAUGACCAUGCACUAGCUGAAGCCAGGCACUUAGUCUAUGAGUCGGAUGUAGACAAGGAUCAAAAACUAACAAAAGAGGAGGUUCUAGACAACUGGAAUAUGUUCGUUGGAAGUCAAGCUACUAAUUACGGAGAGGACCUCACAAGAAACCAUGAUGAACUAUGAUACAGUGUACCAGCCAGUAUGCCACAGACCUUUACUGAAAUCACUAUGUCCGUCCCCUCUUUUGGGUGGGGAUGAUGGGCAAAGGACAUACUCACAACUGAAUGACUUGCAUUAACGUAUUUUUCACAUGUCAGCUUAUUACCUCAGAAACUGCGUAGAAUAGUUUUUUUACUCUUUUCACAUGGUUAAAUACAAUAUCUAAUUACUACAGUUUUAUUUUGGAAAGAAUAAGAAGGUAACUUUUCUUAAUAGAUUAGAGCCUGAUCUGGAAAAGGCACUUCUAAAACAUAAUUGCAAGGACCUGUAAUAGUGAAAUAUUUUCUUCAAAUACACAUUUUUAAGAAGAAAAACAUUUUUACUAUAGUGAAAUGCAACUAGGAUUAGAAAGAAUGUUUAAACAGACUUAAGUUAUUAAGUCAAUUUUUUUAAUAGCAUGUAACAAUUUAUGCUUUGACCUUCCUACACAGAGAAAAGGUUUGACAAAUCAAGAUACACAGCCUUUUUCUCCACACUGUUUUUCUCUCACAGUUUUGGGCCAGAGGUGCUGAAGAAAGUAUCCAGCAGCUGUCUGGCUUGUUGCUUUGGUAGUGCAACAUGUACAACUGGCCCUUCUCUCUAACCCCCAUCCCAGGUCAGAGACAACACAUGUGGCUCAACACCCUGUGUUGGCAUUUCUCAGCAGGGGUUGUUGAGUUCAUAGUGACAGCUGCUUCUCCUGACAACAGAAUAAUGUACAAUUGUUUGUGGGCUGUUGGUUAUGCUGUUUCCUGGGAGGAAUUACGCCACAUGGAGCACAAUUUAUCUCGCGCUUUUUCGCACUUUACCCAAGCCGUACUCUUGUUCACACACUGUGAGUGGCAGUGGUUCUGUGAUGGAGAAAGAAUGAGACAUAUCACCCCUCUGGGCCUUCUGUACCACAUAAGAGGACAGAUUUAUGUGGCUAAAGUUCUGAUUUUGCAUGUAUAUACGUAUAAAUAUGUGUUACUGAAGCAACUACAUGAAGGCAACUUUCCUUCUAAAGAAAGGCAUAAGCUGUCCACACAGGUGCUUUCUUUUUUACUGUACAACGUGAGCUAUUACAUGUAUAUUUUUAUAUACCCAACUUAGAUAAGUUUGGUUGGUUUUAAAUGUACUGGUUUUAAAAUAAGCACAAUAAAACCAAUACUUUUUGAUACUACGAAGGUGCUAUAACAGUAACACAGACUAGCACUGAGAGAUGAUGUGAAGACGGGAAACAAGCCUUUAAAUCCAGUAGUUCUCAAAGCACUAAGUCACUGGCAGCUCCUGCAGCACUAUGUGGUCCUCUACGAUGGACACAUGGCACCAACUGUUUCUUCACCUUAGUAAAAUAAAAAAGCUAGAAAUAAGUCUAAUGUAUGUAGUUGCCAUUGCUAUCGUUAGAAUCUGUGCUGAACACUAACACUGGGAGAUGAGAGGCCCACAACACAGUUCACUUGGAGUUUCCUUGGAGAUCUGGUGUGCAGCGUCACAAGCCAGUGACCACACCACCAUCUAGACAGGAGCUUUGAGACUCCCAGAUCAUGAUAUACUUCAGCAAUUUAACCACUCUGUGAAAAUCAUUAUGAUACAAUGCAGAACUGUGAGCUCCAUAAACGGUGUCAUUUUUAUAAGGUCAUAUAAGAACUGUGGUGAAAUAUGUUACAUCUCCCAAUUGAAGGCAAUUAAUUCCAGAUAUCAGAGUCUGGCAGAGAUUACAUGUCCUUCCUAGCAUGAUUAUUAAGCUUUUGGUGUGCACUUCCUAUGACAUUGCCAGCAAUGUCUCCAAAAAGUCCUUACCCCUUUGACUAACAUACAGUAGGACAAAUGUCAUAAGACAUAAGUGAGUGUUUUUGCUCUUCCAGUACCCUCAAGUUAAAUAAAUGCCUAAAUGCAGUGUUAUCUGAGAAGCAAUAAAAUUGUAUCUUGGCACAUGUAAAAUAUUAUCUGUUUUGUUUAUGACU
Molecule: messenger RNA, 2948 nt
Organism: Cuculus canorus (common cuckoo)
Lineage: Eukaryota; Metazoa; Chordata; Aves; Cuculiformes; Cuculidae
Gene: RCN1
Product: reticulocalbin 1
Exons: 6
Coding region: 43-987 (314 amino acids)
Cellular component (GO): endoplasmic reticulum
Molecular function (GO): calcium ion binding
Source: RefSeq, a predicted model, not a curated record